Arachis ipaensis is the source of this 1250-nucleotide messenger RNA. Its product is annotated as transcription factor bHLH30-like. Gene Ontology annotation, biological process: regulation of DNA-templated transcription. NCBI's taxonomy places the organism in Eukaryota, Viridiplantae, Streptophyta, Magnoliopsida, Fabales, Fabaceae. The record is from RefSeq and is a predicted model, not a curated record. Gene Ontology annotation, molecular function: protein dimerization activity; DNA-binding transcription factor activity.
AAUGGCAUGUGAGAAGAAACAAACCGAAAUGAAAUAGUUCAAAGUUUUUGCUCUCCCAUAUAGGUAUUUUCUAGCAAGCUCCUUGGUUCCCUUUCGUUUUCUCCAUGUCUCAAACUCAAAGCGUACCAUGCAUUUAUUACUAGUACUACUUAGCUCGUUUCUUGUUUGUGUGUUUAUUUUCUCAUGACACUGUCCAUUGCAGCAGCUGCAGCCUGUAGUGUUAGUGGCUCCCCAAUAUAUGUACCUCUCUCUUUGCCCCCCUCUGCACACCUUGUCCCUUAUUCCGUACAUCCUUAGAAUAAUUUGACCACACCACCAUUUUGUUCCAUUACUACUCUUCAUUCUUUCUCUUAAAAGUGGAAAGAGACCAAUAAACUACUAAUAACGAACCCUUCUAUUCCCUCUUAUUACAUACCUCGCGAGCAUAAUAAGAGAUGCUUCCUUUUGGGGGCAGAUUCUACGGGUUCGAGAGCUGGCUAGACCAACCUCACCAACACGACUCAUCACCCUCUGAUGGAUUUUUUGUUCCCGAAGCACCUUUCAAGGCAACGGAUCUAUUAUUCGACGGAGCAGGCAGAUCAUCCAAACUGGAUAAUAAUAGGAAAUCAACGGAAGCCUGCAAGAGCCACAGGGAAGCCGAGAGGAGGCGCAGGCAGCGAAUCAACGCUCAUCUUUCCACCCUUCGCUCCCUCCUCCCUAACACCGCCAAGGCAGAUAAGGCGUCGUUGCUGGCGGAAGUGGUAAAGCACGUGAAGCGGCUAAAGAAAGAGGCCGAUGACGUGGCACGAGACCCGUCCAAACCCGACGCCGAAGCAGAACCGUGGCCGUUUCCGGGAGAAUCCGACGAGGCAACACUCAGCUACUGCGACGGAGAACCGAACCUGGUGAAGGCGACGCUGUGCUGCGAGGACCGGCCCGGUCUGAACCGGGACCUGACGCAUGCGAUUCGGUCAGUUCGAGCGAAAGCGGUUCGGGCCGAGAUGAUGACGGUUGGGGGCCGGACCAAGAGUGCGGUGGUAAUUCAAUGGCCAGCAGCGUCUGGUGGUGGUGAUUCAAAAGAAGGGGUGGAGGUUGGAGCUCUGGAACGGGCAUUGAAGGCAGUUAUUGAGAAUCGGGCUUUAGUGGGAUCUGGGAUGGGCCGCUUCGUGUUGGGUCAGAAGCGGGCUUGGAAUAGUUAUGAUUCCCCUGAUGAGGUUGAUUGCACCUUUUUGCUUAACAGAGAUGCUAGCAAGUAACCAUUUUUGUCUGCA